Messenger RNA from Caenorhabditis auriculariae, 2786 nucleotides. The record is from the annotation of a GenBank genome assembly. NCBI's taxonomy places the organism in Eukaryota, Metazoa, Nematoda, Chromadorea, Rhabditida, Rhabditidae.
AUGUGCCCCUGGGCUUGGCGUCAAGGCGUCUACAUUUAUUCGGCCGUCGUCAUGUCGUUCCUGACUGUAGAAUAUCUCAUUUUCGCUCUUCUGUUUUUCCGCUUCCGCAAGUCCUUCCACACCAUGUUCUCGUGAGUUUUCAUUCGCUUUCAGGGUAAUAAAAAAUGAGCCGAAACAGCUUUGAAGUUUCAAGUUGUACAUCAUUUCCUAAUACUUGAAACGUUAUGGUUUUUCCAACCCAUGCUGAAAUUAUCUUGUUCAAGAACUUCUCGCCGUUCUUUCAAAUGAUGGAAAAAAAUAGGGAUCAGAUACAGUAUGCUAUUGUAAGUUGUAGCGGACUAAGUAAAAGUACGAAUAGUCUAAAAAUCUAAGUUUAUAGGCUUUAUCACAGAACUUCCAGCCACAUUUUACAAUAACUAUCUAAAUUCACACUCAAAAAAAUAUGCUUUGCUAAAAAUUUAUAUAUAAUUUUUUUCAAUGAUUAUUGAAAAAAUUUGAAUGUUCCAGUUUAAAAAAAUUGAAAUCUUGAAGCUCUUUCUAGAUAGGGAUGCUUCCAAAAAAGUUUUUCUAAACUAAAAAAAUAAUAAGAUCUUGUUUGGAUUAGAGGUGAGUCAGAACCGGAAUAAUCAACCACACAAGCUGACAUUUCAGAAAGGUUAAUGGAGUUGUUUUGGAACUUGAUUAAUUUUCAGAACUUCGCUGCUCAUACUGAUUCUGACUAACGCAACCUACAACUUUGGAAUCUUUGCAAGGAAUUUUUCUCAUGCGAUCGAUGAGACAAGUCUUUGGGACUUUUUGGGCGACGUCAUCGUUGCUGAGGCCUAUGCCUACAUGCAAGCUAUAGGUUUUUAGACUUUCAUGAAAAUUCAAGGACAGUCGAUUGAGAAUGAACAAAGCAAUGAAGAAGGGGAAAAAUGAAUUAACAAUUGCGUGAAAAAUUCGUCCGAAAGUUGUACUGUAAUGGAUAGAAUCCUUUUAAGGUUUAAAAAUCAUGAAUCCUGAUUGAAAAUUGUCAAAAAAAUAGAAAACGAAACUUCCGGAAAAAUGACAUAGCAACAUUUAAAACUUGCCUUGAAAUUGAAGUUUGAACAUUUUUCUAUGGGCUCGAGAGAUUUUUCUUUUUGAAUUUGAAGAUAAGCGAUUCUGAUUUUCCAGAACUGAUAAUAUUGGUGGAACGACUGUUUGCCCUAAUUUACGCGGAGAAUUACGAAAAUAAGUGUUACUGGCCGAUCUACCUUGUGGCUCAGUUGAUUGCGGUCAGUGAAACAACCGUAUUUCCUUGUUUUCAAAUAGCAAAUUUUUCAGGCCGUUCUAGUCUUUGUACAGGUUUUCCUGUGUGACAUGGACCCUCUCUGUAUCGACGACAGCGGAUAUUUCCGCAUCGGAUUUUCUCUCUUCAUUACGAUUGUUAGUUGAUAGGAAUCUUAUAUGUAUGAAAUGCUAUUGGCAUUUCAGGGCAUCGUAAUAAUGUACUUUGCGAACCAUUACUGCAAAAGGAAGUCUCGCACGACCGCGUCUCUCAGCACCAAGUACCAGUUCCUGGAAAACGCCGCUACUUUGAGGUUCGUUAUGGAAGGUUUUGUCCAGUCCGAAAGGUUCCAGGCAACAAUUUAUGAAAGAAUGGUCUUACGGCCCUCCUUCUUUUCUGGGCCUAGUCCAUCCAGUUGAGCCUCGACGAGCUCACAAUAUAGCGGAUGAUGUGACUGGAGCAGAAUUUAAUGAAAGUAGUAGAUGCUUUUAAGUUAGCACGGAUUGAAAAAGAGGAAAAAUUUCACCCUCAUCAUCCAAAAAAACCUUCCCUUCGACUUUGAAACUCCCUUGGGCACGAGGCCUUUUUUCUCGAUUCUUCUAUAUUUUCGUUUUGUUUUCGGUGCAAAUUCAUCACGGACCACCAACUCAGUGCGAUUCUGAAGAACAAAAGAAAGGAGCCAGCAAAAGAAAGUUCACUAACGCACAUAAUUCAUUACAAUCAUUUUUGCAAGGAAAAAUCUCCCAAAGCAUCAAUAUUUGCAUACAGCAGGUUUUGGGGAAUCAAGACCAACGAUUUGAUUAUUGCUUUGUUUGAAUGUGUAUUAAACAUUUCCAAAAAGGAUUCCGGUAAAAGAUUUGCCUUUCUCGGUGUUAUUUUUAGCCGAAGCGUCUGCUUUUUUUUAUUGACUCAGAAAUUUCCGAUAUAAAACUGCAACUGAUUGAAUCGAAAAUUGAAAAUGAACUUUCAGACUGAUGCUUCCAUAUAUGGCGCUCAACACCUUGCUCUGGCUUCUAUUCUCAGUCUCCAACUAUUUUUUCGACGCCGCUCACUUUUUCGACGUGGAACUUUGUACUCAGCGCGUCUACUAUUUACCUCUCUACCUUUUCAUUCGAACGGUAUUUCUGAAAUCUCAUCAUUCAAAUUACGAAUAGAAAACUCAGGUCAACUUUCUAAUUUUGGCGAUCAUCCCAAUUUUGGCGGCCAAGCAGAACGAGCUCAUGUGGAAGGCUGUGAAUGGACUGAUCGGGCGGAAAGUCAAAGAAACGGUGAUUUUUUUUUGUUUUGCAUUAUUGGGAAUUUUUUGAAGUUAUGGAUAUAUAGCUCAUCAUUACUUGAAAAUAAUUACUUGUUUGUGCCCUUUUUGUAUACUUCUCCUUGUGGCGCAAGCCGUUACAGAGUCGGAUGCGUUGGAUAUUUCAACUAAUUAACUUUUGAAAUUCAGAAGUUCUGUACUGUCAACAUUCCCGAGCAGAAAAUGGACGUCUACUUUGUAGAACUGCAACGAGUAUGGCACUCUACGGGGCCAAGAAACUGA